This is a messenger RNA of Pipistrellus nathusii (Nathusius's pipistrelle), 1242 nucleotides long. NCBI's taxonomy places the organism in Eukaryota, Metazoa, Chordata, Mammalia, Chiroptera, Vespertilionidae. The record is from the annotation of a GenBank genome assembly.
AUGGAGUGCGCCCUGGACGCCCAGAGCCUGAUCAGCAUCUCCCUGCGCAAGAUUCACAGCUCCCGGACCCAGCGCGGCGGCAUCAAGCUGCACAAGAACCUCCUGGUGUCCUACGUGCUCCGCAACGCGCGCCAGCUCUACCUGAGCGAGCGCUACGCCGAGCUCUACCGGCGCCAGCAGCAGCAGCACCACCAGCAGCAGCAGCAGCCGCCUCACCACCAGCACCAGCACCAGCACCUCCCGUACGCGGCGCCCGGCAUGCCGGCCAGCGCGGCCGACUUCGGCCCUCUCCAACUUGGUGGCGGCGGCGGGGACGCGGAGGCGCGCGAGCCGGCCGCCCGGCACCAGCUGCACCAGCUCCACCAGCUCCACCAGCUGCACCUCCAGCAGCAGCUGCACCAGCACCAGCACCAGCACCCGGCGCCCAGGGGCUGCGCGGCGGCGGCCGGGGUGCCCGCGGGCGGCGCGGGGGCGCUCUCGGAGCUGCCCGGUGGCGCCGCGCUCCAGCCGCCGCCGCACGGCGCGCCCCACCGCGGGCAGCCCUUGGAGCCGCUGCAGCCGAGCCCCGCGCCUCCGCCUCCGCCUCCGCCCGCGCCCGCCGCGCUCUGCCCGCGGGACCCUCGCGCCUCGGCCGCCUGCUCCGCGCCCCCAGGGGCCGCCCCUCCGGCUGCCGCCGCCGCCGCCGCCUCCCCGCCCGCCUCCCCGGCCCCCGCCUCCUCCCCCGGCUUCUACCGGAGCGCGUACCCGGCCCCCUCGGACUUCGGCGGGCACUGCAGCAGCCAGACCACCGUGCUGGACCUGGACACUCACGUGGUGACCACGGUGGAGAACGGCUACCUGCACCAGGACUGCUGCGCCUCCGCCCACUGCCCCUGCUGCGGCCAGGGCGCGCCGGGACCCGGCCUGGCCGCCGCCGCCGGCUGCAAGCGCAAGUACUACCCCGGCCCGGAGGAGGAGGAGGAGGACGGCGAGGACGCGGGCGACCUGGCGGCCGAGCCCCCCGGGGGCGCCCUGUUCGCCCCCUGCAAGCGCGCCCGCUUCGAGGACUUUUGCCCGGACUCGUCCCCGGACGCGUCCAACAUCUCAAACUUGAUCUCCAUCUUUGGCUCGGGCUUCUCGGGGCUGGUGAGCCGGCAGCCGGACUCCUCGGAGCAGCAGCCGCCGCCGCUCAACGGGCAGCUGUGCGCCAAGCAGGCGCUCGCCAGCCUCGGCGCCUGGACGCGAGCCAUUGUCGCCUUCUAG